CUCAGUGCCGCGGUGGCCCGAAGGCGGAGGGUGUCAGGUUCUGCGCCGCCUGCGGGGAGGGGACCAGGGGACCCGUGCGGGCCGCCCUCGAGCGAAUCCUACACAGGACACUGUUGGGGGCUGGCCCCAGGAUGGAGGCUUGGGCCCAGAACUCCAGGCAGGGAGGCAUCCCCAAGGCAGAUCUCCAGGGAGCCUACAGGGGCCAGGAGGAGAGGCCCAAGAUGGAGUGGAGGCCUCUGGCAAGAGGACCCAGCCAAGAGACACCCCUCUCAGGAGGGAGACCUACAUGGAGGGACAGCAGGUGGCAAGACGGCUCCCCAAGGCAGGGACUCCUGGAGCUGGGGCCUUGGUGUGAGCCCCAGUCCAGGGACUUGCCAGAGUGCAGGAGUGGGACCCCUGGUAAAAGAACCAUGUGGCCCCACCUCCUCUCAGAACCCCGACCUAAUCAUUCCCCAGGGGCCACAUGCUGGGGAGGGCCCCUGUUGGUGCCCAGUCAAUACCAGGGCCUCCAGCUGUAACUGCUGCCUGGCACAGCAUCACAGAACACCUCCGGAGGAGAAGCCCCUGGUGUGUGAUCACUGUGGAGGCCAGCUGCUGUGCUGGUGCUGUCCCAGGACCCAGCUGUGCCAGGUCCACACAGAGGAUGGGUCACAGGAACAGCGCACAGGCACCCAGGCCUUCCCAAAGACGCUCCAAGUGACCCUCUUUCAGCAGAAGCCCCUGAAGGAGCUGCCCCAGGCCUGCCGUUGCCACGAGGGCUUGACCCAGAUGCCCUGCCGGCUGCUCAGGAAACGGUGUGGAUGGCCACCCCACCUUUGUGCCCAGUGUGGCGAGCGCCUUUGCUCCGACAAGCAGCCGCAGAUGGCCGAGGGCCCCUUAAUGUGUCCUCAGUGUGGUCAGGUCUCAGGUCCCAGCUGCAGUGCUCCUGACCCCCCGGCGCAGCGGCUCUACGUCUGCGACCAGUGCAGCAAGGCCUUUCCACGCACCUCGAGCCUGCUGCAGCACGAGCGCAUCCACACCGGUGAGCGACCCUAUGAGUACACCCAGUGUGGCAAGGCCUUAGUGAGCUGCUCCGGCCUCCACCGCCACCAGAAGACGCACUGGGCCGAGCACCACCGCCACAGCCGGGCCCUGGCCCAGAGGUCCUGCCUCUUAGGGUACCUGCCCUGUGGGGACUGUGGCGAGGGGACCCAGGGGCCUCCACGGGUGCCCGUUGCCGGGCAGAAGCCAUACAAGUGCACAAAGUGCGCCAAGGCCUUUGCCAUGUUGUCGCACCUUGUGGAGCACCGGCUCGUGCACACGGGCGAGAAGCCCUACGCGUGCCCGGAGUGCGACAAGGCCUUCAACCAGCGCUCGAACCUGAGUCACCGUCGGCACACGCACAGCAGCGCCAGGCUCACCUGCCCGCUGUGCAACAAAGCCUUCAAGGGUCGCUCGGGCCUGCUGCAGCACCGGCGUGCGCACACUGGCGAGCUGCCCUACGGCUGCCCUGAGUGCGGCAAGACCUUCCGCGGCUGCUCCAAGCUGCGCCAGCACGAGCGCCUGCACUCAGGUGAGAAGCCCUACAUCUGCUGAGACUGCGGUAAGGGGGCUAUCUUAACAUGUUCUGGAUCCCUGGGCACUCGACAGAGGAGGUUAAGACCCUGGCAUGUGUUUAACUCACAUAAUGGUCUAAUGGACCUGCUACAUCAUGCUCCUUAGGUCCAGUCAGCCAAUGUCAUCCGGGUAGUAGCAAUGACACAUGGGUGUGAUGUCCUGUCAGAAGUCAGGCUGAUCAGGAUCUCUACAGAGAUUACAACAGAUAAAAAGAAAGUUGAGUUGAUAGCCUUGAGGCAAGCCAUGAAAGUGUGCUGUUGUUCCUGCCACAUGAAAAUGAGGCGAUUGUGGCGGUCCUUGCAUACCAGGAGAGAAAAAGCACUAGCAAGAACAAUAUCCCUGAAGAUGAGACUCUUUAAGUCCCCGAAGUCAUCCUAAACCUCUUCCUACAGAAGCAGCCCCUCUGAGGGUUCAAACAUCCUGAUCACCACCUCAUUGCUGCCACCGGUGAUGGCUAGUGUGCACAUCUCUGCGGGGCUCUGUCACUUGAGCUCUGUUAAGCUGGCCUUUGAUCUCUGAAAUCAGUCCUGAUGGCAGCAUCUCCCAAGGCCAAACUGGCCUGGAGCGCACUGGCACUUUUCAGGAAUGCAGGUCCCCUCCCAACUAACCUGUUUUGCAAUGUCAUUAAAACAAGGCCGUCCUCCUCUUUACUAUGAAUUUGUAUGAUCACACAUAACAAAUCUAUGCCAACAUUCCUAUGCCCCUAGGCCCUUGGAUUCUUUCUUCCAUGUUGUACCGGGAAAGUUCUAGCGAUUUGGCCUCAUCCAAUUUAGGGUACUGUGAGUCCAGGUCAACCUACCAAACAAAAAUCUCCCUCAAGCUACUCAAUCUAACACCUUAAACCCAGUCUUUGCAAGUUGGCCCAUAUGGGUAGUUACAUUUGAUCCAGCCCAGUGUUGUAUCCCAUCCUUCUUGGUCAGAUAGUCUAAGAUGCUCUCCCAGGUUUCCUGGAUGCCUGGGGGGCACGUACACCAGAUCUUCAUCCUCCAUAAAAGCCCCCAGGCCCCAAACAAAGACACUCCUCAUGCUCUUUUCCUUUCUGAGUCUCCCAGACACUCUGUCUGCAUCUGCUAUCUCUUUAUCUUCAGUAAAUUCUGCUCUCACCUCUUGCCAGGUUGGGCUUAAUUUUGAGCCUACAUGACGUCAAGGACCCUCUUACCUGGUCCUGGGGGACCCCCUCUGGGUCCCUGGAUGUGGCCUGCUGGCAUCACUUGGGGGGAACCUAUUGUAACAUAAAUGGUGAGAAGAUUAAAAGUGAUAUAUGUUCUCUAUUAAAGUCCAAUUGAUGAGCAGACAUAGUACGUGUGCCUGCCUUAGAUCUUCUGGUUUUGCAGAUUUAUAACAAAGAUCCAGGGAUGGUAAAAGAAUUCCAGUAAGUACAGUUUGAAGGAACAAAUGCAACCUUGGAAUAGACUUGAACAGACAGGAAGGAAAAAUCCAAACAAUCCUUGACAUAGAUCUUGAUAAAAGGGUAAGGAAAUGUAGGAUUAUUUAUGAGGAAAGAUGGCGCACAUGUAUUGAGCAAACAUAGAUGUAAUGUACAUGCUCUGUACAGAUGGAUGUUGUUGCGAUUUGUCCCACAUAGCCAGCCACCCGGACUGUGUAUGUGCCGGGUAUGCUUAUGUGUCUGUACAGAGGCAGGCUAAAGAAUGUUGUUUGUGAUGGGAUGCCUGGGUGGCUCAGUGGGUUAAAGCCUCUGCCUUCGGCUCGGGUCAUGAUGCUAGGGUCCUGGGA
Mustela erminea (ermine) is the source of this 3330-nucleotide messenger RNA. It is a transcript of the gene ZNF837, whose product is annotated as zinc finger protein 837. Lineage: Eukaryota; Metazoa; Chordata; Mammalia; Carnivora; Mustelidae. The record is from RefSeq and is a predicted model, not a curated record.